Molecule: messenger RNA, 381 nt
Organism: Odocoileus virginianus texanus
Lineage: Eukaryota; Metazoa; Chordata; Mammalia; Artiodactyla; Cervidae
Source: RefSeq, a predicted model, not a curated record
AUGGCCGUCCCCGGGGCCCUGCUGACCCUGCUGCUCACCGCGGCCUCGGCCGUGCACCUGGGUGAGGCCUUAAGUUGCAUCACCUGUGAGCAGCCCACAGCCCUUCCUCUGUGCAAGAACAUUACCUACUGCAAGCCGGACGAAAUAGCCUGCAAGACCACGCUGGUGACGGUGGAGGCAGAGUUCCCCUUCAACGAGAGCCCCGUGGUGACCAGCACCUGUGCCAGCUCCUGCGAGGCCACCGACCCAGACAGCAUCGGGGCUGCCCACCCCAUCUUCUGCUGCUUCCACGACCUCUGCAACUCCGUGGGCGCUGCCAGGCUCAGUGCUGGAGCCCUGGCCCCCCUGGGGGCCGUGGUCCUCAGCCACCUCCUUCCCUGA